Molecule: messenger RNA, 1384 nt
Organism: Punica granatum (pomegranate)
Lineage: Eukaryota; Viridiplantae; Streptophyta; Magnoliopsida; Myrtales; Lythraceae
Source: RefSeq, a predicted model, not a curated record
AAACUAUCCACCCUGUGUUUAUGUUUGUGAGUGUACGCACACAUUAAACAAUUAGUAAGGUCUUUCUCAAUGUCUCGGACUAUGGUGAACAACUCGAAAAAUGUUGGAAAGGAUGCUCUUCAUCAUCAUCGUGGUCAUCAUCAACGACAAGCUGGUACUUCUCCUUCUUGUGCUUCUUCAGAAAAAACCGCUAGUAAUGAUGGUCUCAAGAAGGGUCCUUGGACAGCCGACGAAGACCAGAAGCUGAUCGAUUAUAUCAAGAAACACGGGCAUGGCAGAUGGCGAACCCUUCCCAAAAAUGCCGGCUUGAAAAGGUGCGGAAAGAGCUGCCGACUUCGCUGGACAAACUACCUGAGACCGGACAUCAAGAGGGGCAGGUUCUCAUCUGAAGAAGAGGAGGCCAUAAUUCAGUUGCAUAGCAUUCUGGGUAACAAGUGGUCUGCUAUCGCGGCUCGACUGCCGGGGAGGACCGACAACGAAAUCAAGAACUACUGGAACACCCACAUCAAGAAGAGACUGCUGCGGAUGGGAAUCGACCCUGUGACUCAUGCCCCACGGCUCGAUGUUCUCGAGCUGUCCUCGAUCCUCUCCUCAUCCCUCUACAACUACACUCAUUAUCCAAACAUCCCGAAUUUGCUAGGGUUAAUAGGAUCCUCAUCACUAAACCAAAACAAAGACUUCCUAGAAAUAGCGAAGCAGCUCGUGAUUUCGCAAAACAUUUCUCGAGAAGGCCCACCAAACUAUAUCGAGCCCCCAUUAGCGCAUCAUCUCCAAAACCAAAACCAGGACCAACAUCUUUCUGCAAACCCGAUUUCCAUUGGUGACCAAUAUUACUCGCUUCCGAGCUCUUCGUGGGACAACAGUUAUGGGGGCUUCGGCUUCGAUCAGAAUCUAAUGAACAGCUCACUGUUAGGAGCUGAUCAGGGUUCAUUUGAUAUAGGAAACGACAGUAAUGGAUAUGUCGGUUUGGUUCAAUCGUUGAUCGAUCCCAAUAGUAAUUUUCAGGACGAGAAUGUCAACAUUAAGGAAGUACAGAGGUUGGGUGUAGCUGGCUCAUCCCAUUCUUCUCCCAUGUCUAAUAACUCGGGUUGCACCUUCAACUCAUCUUCGACGACGACGAGGACGAGGACGUAUGGAGCCAGUGGGACCUGCAAUAACGAAGACGAGAGGGAUACUUACGGAAGUAACAGCUCGAUGUAUGAUAUUAUAAAUCAUGUCUCGUCAUAUGUCAACUCGAUUAUGUAAGCACGUCUUUGCUCAUGAUUUAUCUAUCUAUAUACUGCAUAAUCUUUUAUUUAGAAAUAUGAUAACUCUAGAAAGUUAGAAGCCCAACAUUUUUCUCAUGUUCUGCCUCAUUUUAUAGCUUUGUAAUUUUUGUAUAAAU